Aedes aegypti (yellow fever mosquito) is the source of this 1061-nucleotide messenger RNA. RefSeq names its product probable DNA-directed RNA polymerase III subunit RPC6 (gene Polr3F). Bases 128 to 1039 code for a protein of 303 amino acids. Gene Ontology annotation, cellular component: RNA polymerase III complex. The record is from RefSeq and is a predicted model, not a curated record. The transcript has 2 exons. NCBI's taxonomy places the organism in Eukaryota, Metazoa, Arthropoda, Insecta, Diptera, Culicidae. Gene Ontology annotation, biological process: transcription by RNA polymerase III.
UUAUCUGGUUUUUCUCAACACUUUCUGUAAAAAUUCAGCGUGUAAGCAACUCAAGUAACUUUUUAAGUAGUAAUUACUGUUUAGUUCCUUUUUCUGUAUAACACCCUGCACAAAACCACUCGCCGCAAUGUCCGCAACGGAUUCGGCCUCCCUGGAGGACACCGCCACCGUCGGCUUCCAAAUCAUCGCCCUGGCCAAAGAUAAACCGGGCGGCAUCAACAACGACGAUUUGGUGGCCGCCAUUCCGGACGUGAAACCGGAACACCGGGUCCAGGCGUUGAACAAACUGCUACAGGAGGGAGUGCUGGAGAUUCUGAAGAAAGGUGCGACGCUAAUCUACCGGUUAAAGGAUCCGUCGAAAAAGUCCACCGCUCCGAAGGACAUCGACAAUGAGGAGAAGAUAAUUUAUAACAUUAUCGAGGAGGGAGGAAACAAAGGCAUCUGGAUCAGGGAUAUCCGGGUGAAGUCGAACCUGAUCAUGACCCAGCUAAACAAGGUGCUCAAGCAGCUGGAGAACAAGAAACUGAUCAAGGCCGUGAAGUCGGUCAAUGCCAGCAAGAAGAAAGUCUACAUGUUGUACAACCUGGAGCCGGAUCGAUCCAUUACCGGAGGCGCCUGGUACCAGGAUCAGGACUUUGAAGCCGAAUUCGUGGACGUCCUCAACCAGCAGUGCUUGCGAUUCCUCCGGAUGAAGCGCGAAUCGGCCAAGGAGUGCCGCGACGGACCGCUGGCGGUCCAAAAGCUAUCCUACUGUUCGGUGGGAGACGUGCACAAGUUUAUCUCCGAUCUGGGCAUCAGCAAGAUCAGUCUGGACGAGGACGAUCUGGAGACCAUCCUGAAGACGGUGGUUUACGACGGGAAGGCCGAGUCGAUUCCCACGGCGGAGGGGAAAUAUCUGUACAAGGCGAUCGAGGCUCCGCUGUCGUCGCCCGGAUUGGUCCAGAUGCCGUGCGGAAUUUGUCCGGUGAUUCGGAACUGCUCGGACUGCGGCGCGAUUACACCGAAACUGUGUUCGUACAUUAACGAGUGGUUGGAUUAGAUAGACUGUUAUUUGGUAUUAA